Messenger RNA from Acanthopagrus latus (yellowfin seabream), 5106 nucleotides. RefSeq names its product cadherin-like and PC-esterase domain containing 1 (gene cped1). The coding region runs from base 1156 to 3942 and encodes 928 amino acids. The record is from RefSeq and is a predicted model, not a curated record. The transcript is spliced from 20 exons. Lineage: Eukaryota; Metazoa; Chordata; Actinopteri; Spariformes; Sparidae.
GUGUGUGUGUGUGUGUGUGUGUGUGUGUGUUCCAGAAAUAACUCAGCCUUCAGAGUGUUUCAGCAGCGGUCAGAGGAGGAGGAGGAGGAGGAGGAGGAGGAGGAGGUGGUGGUGACCUACAGACCAGACUUCAUUUAAAAAAUAGCAGAAACAGUCUGAACUUCUUCUGUGUUUAGAACUGAGACCGGAGCAGGACGGUGUGAGUGUCCCGGGUCAGAGAGGGAGGACGGACCGAGCCGUGACGCUGCCUCCUUUCUUCUCCUGUGCUGGUCUAAGUGGAACCAGAUGGUCUGGUCUGGUCCAGGCUCCGGCGCGGCUCCGCUUGUUUUGAACUUCCUGCGGCGCCACAGAACUUCUUCUUCUUCUCAUCAGAGUUAAACUCAGAAGGUUGUGCGCUUGUUUCUGAGUUUAACGGACUUUAAUGGAGUUAACGGUUCCGUUCGGAGUCCAGUUUACCUUCCAUCAGCUGACAGGACGUCGCUGUGAGCACACAAGUUAAAGCGCUGCGCACUUUGGAUCGAGCCGGAACAGAAGUGGAUCUUUUCGGGUGAAGAGUUAAAUGUUAACUUUCUAAAGACUCGUGGUCUCACCGACGAGGACACAAGAUGCGGUCCGGCCGCUCUGAAGCGAAGUUCGGUUCUUCGCCGCGCGUCCCGGCGGCUCGUCUGCUGGUUCCUGGGUCCAUGGCUGCGCGCAGAGCGACCGACUGCAGAAUCAGAGCAUUUUAAGUUUGAUUCGUUACUGAGGGAAUUUCUGUGUCCAAUCAACAUGAGUUAAUACUCUUACAGACUCUGAGAGGUCCACGGGUUUACUCGGCAUCAAUAUAAUCCAUAAAAAGUUCGGGGUGGUUCGGUUGGUCUAACAGACGAAAUAUAUGUUUCAGGAUUGUCCCAAACCUCGCUGAAAAUUCUUCUAUUUUAAAGUUUGUUUGGUUACAACAGAAGUUCUGCUGCUCCUGAACAUAAGUCGGUCCAGUUCCACACCGGGGGACACUCGGCAGGAAGUUCGGCAUAAAGUGAGCGGUUCUGCUGUCUGUGAGCUGUACAGUCACACUUGGAUUAACUGCGAACUGGACCUGAAACCAGGAGACUCCGCGAGGAGAUGAAGAUGAGGAGGGGGCCCUCAGGAAUGUGAGCUGGAGGCUCGGUUCUUCUCAUGCGGUGCCUCCUGGCGUCAGCCGGCGGUCUCCUCCUGAGGGAGGCCGGGAUGCUGCUCCGCCGCCGGUCCUGCUCCGCCCCGCUGCUGCUGCUCGGGGUGGCGGUGUGUCUCUUCUACCAGACCCUGAUGGUGGCCCGGAACCGGCUCCGGUCCGGACAGCAGCAGCACGCCGCCGACAUCCGCAGCAGGAGGCCGGCAGACGAAGUCCUGAUGGAGGAGACCAGGAGGUUCAUCAAUACUCUGGAAACUGUACAGGCCCAGGUCCGGUCUCAGCCGUCUCCCCUCCGUCUCCGGGCAGUGGUACUGAUGGGUCGACACCUGGUCUCAGACCCAGAGGUCCAGCUGUACCAGAGAGUCCUGCAGCAGCUGGACUAUGAGGUCCAGAUGUCCAGAUACACCGAGACCAGCAGCUUCCUGCGGAGUAACCAAGGUGUGACUGGGUGGAGCUUGUUACUGUGUCUCAGUAGUUCAGAGAGAAGCUGUUUGAGGAGAAUCUCCUUCUACCACCUGCAGAGUCAUCAGAUGGUGAACUUGUUGCCUGGGCUGAUGGAGGCGUUCUCUGACGCAGGUGGAGGUCUCUGUCACUUCUACAGCCACUCGCACCUGACAGGCUCUGAAUUACCCAUGAGGCCAUUCUCCUGUGGAUUGACCAAUCAGAAGCUGCAGGGUGUCCCGCCUCCUGCUCUGGUUGCCGUGGUGAAUGUUUACGUCCUGGUGACCUCAGUGAACCCACUGAUUUCUUUCCUGCAUGACAUCAGCGUGGUGACGACCAAUCAGGAGCAGAGGGGGCGGGCCAGGAAGCUCAGGGACUUCCUGCUGCAGCAGUUGGGAACAAACACUUCCCAUGAGGCUUUGGGGCAGGUGAAGAAGGUGAUUGGUGAAGUGCUGCAGGCAGCUGUGUCGACCACUCAGAGGCAACAAACUCUCCACAGGUGUGUGUUGUGUUACCAGCUGCUCACCUUCAGUCUGCUCUUCAGUGGCUCUGUCACACCUGUCGUGGUCCAGGUGGAAACAGACCUGACGCUCUCUGCCCUGUCUGAUGAAACGUUUGACCGACAGAUCACCAAAGACCUGAUCCUGGAGGACACACUGCGCUUCCUGCUGUCCUCACACACACACCUGUCCUCACACACAGAUGGCAGACAGUAUGGUGGCUGCAGAGGGACACACUGUUUGUCAGAAGAUGAGUUUCUUCUUCUGCUCCAGUUUCAGCGGCAGAUGAAGACGCCUUCAGCCUUUCAGCUGCUGUCUCCCAGCUCCUCCUCCUCCUCCUCCUCCUCCUCCUCAGCUCCUCUAAGUGUCGCUGAUCUUGUGAUCAGGAUCAGUCAUUACUACGAGCUGCAGACCAACUGCAGCCACAGAACUGAUGAGACAGAAGAACUGACCAAUCAGGGCUCAGCUCAGUCUUCUUCACAGGAUGAAGGUGUGUGUCUGGACCCUCACCUCAGACAGAUCUACACCGACCCCCCCCUCACUCUGACCCCGCCCUUCAGCCCCUGGGUGAAGGAGUACCACGCCGAGGUUGCCUUUGACCUGGUGACGGUUCGUAUCCGACCCGAGCCCGUCAGACCGAACUGUCGGGUCCACCUUGACGAGCACCGAGGCCCCAGGAUGGCGAACUACCCCGUCGGACUCGGCGAUAGCAGGAUCAGCAUCCUAGUGACGGACGACACUGAGCAGGAGCCCGUCAUCAUGACGAUCUACACCGUCCACAUGUACCGCGAGAGCCGGCCCAGUUUGCCCAUGUUCGGGGAACAUGUGAUGUGCAGCUUCGUGCAGGACUGCGGUCUGCUGGUUCAGCCCGGUCUCUCCUGUGGUCUCCAGCCCUUCAUCAAGUCUCACGCUUCACUUCACACCUGCAGCUCCGGACAUCAACCAGGUCGGUGGGUGGUUCCGUGUCUCAGCUGUUCUGACAACAGGACGUGUGAUUGGAGGGAGGUUGCCUGGCAACCAGAUGGCUGUUACCACCCGCUGGUGGACCGUCCUCUGUUGCAGCACUGUAUGAGGGACAGGAAGGUGUUGUUCAUCGGGGACUCGACCAAUCGUGGGAUGAUGUACUUCCUGAUGGAGCGAGUGAACGUCAGUCUGGAGGACUGGGGAAAGGCUCACGACACGCUGGUCUACAGGAACCUGAACGGCAACCGGACCCAGGUCAGCUACUCGUACUACCCUCAGUUCUGGUUGGAGAAGAAGAAGAGGCCGACGUUCAGACAGGCUCUGCUGCAGCUCAUCGACAGGUCACGACCUCUAGUGAAUUCUAACCUGACAGUCCUGGUGGUGGGCGGAGUCCAGUGGCUCAACACAGAUCACCUGAGGACCAUCAGAGAGGUGCUCAACAGAGUCUCCCUUAGUGACGUGCUGGUGGUGGUGAAAUCUUUGGGGAUGGGCUUCCAUCUUCCUGUGGAUGGGAUCCGAUCCCUCAGUCCGAGAGAGAUCCAGGAUUUGUACAGAGAGAAUCUAAACAUCAUCGUCACAGCAAAGCAUCAUGGGUACGAGGUGAUCGACACGUUCAGCAUCACAAUGGGUCGAUACAAAGAGUUCCUGCAGGGCCGCUGUGCCUGCCACUUCCACCAGGUGGACAAGUUUUGGUCCAGCAGGCUUCCAGAAAAUAUGACGUCCACAACCACCAGAACCAGAACCGGACCAGGACUCAGCAUCAAAUCAGCUGUGCACGACAUGGACCAGGAGACGUGGCCCAAACCCUCGUCCUACCAUGUGAGAGGACCAGUGAACCAGGUGUACUCUGAGAUCCUGCUGAGCCGCCUGUGUCCCAGAAACACCUGAGUGUGUGUGUGUGUGUGUGUGUGUGUGUGGAUCAACGCUGACCACGUUCCCUGUCGGUUCUGUUCGUCUGAAUAACUGAACUUUAUUAUUAUAAAUAUUAGAUAAGCUCUCCAUGUGACACCACAAUUAAAAAAAAACUUAAGAGUUGAAGGUCCAAAGUAAAUACAGACAGAACCUUUUCCUGCUGCUCCAUGAAGAUCAGCGAGUCCGUCAUCAGAAGCACCUGAAGGAUUUCCUCAUGUGCAGUCGUUAAUAAACACAAGCAGAAUACACAGAGUAGAAGAGUAGAAGAAGAAGAGUUUGGGUUGGUGACGUGUACCGGCCAGUUUCAGCUCACACCAGCUACGUUUAGCUAGCUGCUCUCCAGCUAUUUUAAUGUUGGCCAGCUAGUUGUUAUGUGAAGGUAAUAGCUGUAAUGCUAAUCUGCUAGCUGCCUAAUGGACACUGACUUGUAUCUAAUGUACAGAGACUCAUUUCUGACACAUGAUAGCUACUCUUUAAUGCGCUUCAGGGUUUUUUCUUUAAGUGCAUCGGCUAGUUUGCUGAUAAGUAGUAGCGAGUUAGCAUUCUCGCUAAUGAGUUCCUAGCUAGUUUCUCAUGUGCGCUGAGUAGUGUUAGCGCAGAGCGGCUGGUCUGCAAGUGAAGGUCUCAGAUGUUGUUGGACUCACAUCAGCCUCUUUGUUUCCUCAUCCACAUUGUAUUUAUAUUUAUAUUUAUAUUUAUAUACCUCAGUCCAUCACUUUAUUGUGUAUAUCAGAUAACAUUCAGCACCAAAGACUCGAUGAUAACCGUGUUUAUCAUGUGAGGGAAAUGUCUUAUUUCACCCUCUGCUUAUAUUUUCUAUAUUUUUCUACAGAUGAAUAUUGUGCCUUUGUCUCUGGACAUGUUUACAUGCUGGAAAAUAGAAUAUAUGAAUAUUUAUAUGAACAUUAUGAUUCUCCUCUGCUCUUUAAAAUACGAACACAUUUACUAGAAAGCAAACCGGCACAAACAUGAAAACAUGAAACAGUUUUAUUUCAACUUCCUCUGUUGCUCCUGAAUGUUUAACAUCUUCAAAAUCUGUUUUCUACUUAAAACUGUCACAAUUUAAAAAAAAAAACAAACUGUAAAUUGUGUCUUUAUAUUUUGUCUUUGCAAUAAAACUUCUGUGUAUCAUAAACAUUU